UCAAUGCUCUGCAAUGCGUGAACAAUGUAUUGUCAUAGUGUGCGAUAUGAUAUUGGAAUUGAAUUGUGAUCUGGAGUGGGUGAUAUUACAGCAAUAGGGUCGUUAAAGGCCUAUUCCACUUGCUCUGCCGGGGUUAAGUCCAGUCGAAGAGAGAGUGUGCAGCGCGUCUGCUAGCUGUCUGGCAACUUGUUCCGAUUUUCAUUCUUACUUGAUGACAAGCAUGAUGGUACCAGUGGAAGCCAAGUCGAGUCCUUCAUAGAGAAUCUCGUAGGGUAACAACCCGAGCAGCCAACAUUUUUCGGAAUCGCGCGUAUAUAUAGGCUACCGCCCGAAAAACCACUACAUGCGUUCCUCUGACAAUUUCCCGCCCUUUUUCUGGGCGGGGUCUAUCCUGGUCCUCAUGGCGCUGGUGAAGAACAUUGCAGCUUCUGGUGAUGACUGCACUCCUCCUGGACGGUCUGAUCUGAAAUGUACAAUACUGCCAACACAGGCUUGUAAGGAUCGAGAUGAUAGCCUUUAUGUCCCAGCCCAACCUAAUGAUUAUCCUAACAGUGCAAGAGAUCUGAAAAUUGAUCAAUACCAGUUCCUGCAUACAAAUGGGAAAUACUAUACACGUCUCAAUAUAACCUUCAAAGGGCCUGACAGUGUCGACCUCCUUUAUGUAAAGGCAUUCGAAGUAAAGCUCACUAUAAUGAGUGGUGGUAGAGCAGGAACCUUUCUCUGCCGAAUACUAAAUUUGACAGCAGCAAAUAUUACUGAUGUAAACAGCAUGGUUCAGACAAAAUUUUCACUAUUUGGACUGACUGUGAUGCAGAAUACCCAAUAUCUUGUUAAUGUGCGGUCCCUCCCUGAACCAUCAACAACAAACUCCGAUGCCAAAGAUAUCUAUAAGUACAUCAACACACCUUCAGCUGAAAUACAAAAAGUUGAUAUAAAUAAUACGGCAAAUUGGGCAUUUUUCAUCGAAACUGUAUUUGACGAAAGAGAACUGACAGUCAGCUUCUCCAAACCACCAGAAGAAUAUAAAUUCACUCAGUUCUUGGUUCAGCUGAUUCGACACGAUAUUGUAAAAGACAAAAAAGUAGCUGUCAAAAGAGAAGUUACGGGUGACUAUUCUGUUGUGUUUGAGAAGAUAAAUUUACUAAUCCCAGGACUAUACCAAGUAGCAGUGGAGCCGUAUCUCAAUAGGAAAUGUCCAUGCAAAAUGAACGGAAGAUGUGAAAGUUGUUCGAUAUCAAUAACCAGUGAAUUCAACAUUACAUUUGGUAUUGGUACAGAAGCCCCUAUAGCUACAACAGUUCAAUCCAGUUGGCCUUCCUCCACUGUCAACACUCCUGGACAACCAGUCUCUGAACCCUCAACCAUGUCAACACAAGCACCAGCUGGUUUGGGUCUGUUGCUCGGAGUCAGCAUACCUGUCACCAUUAUCCUUGUGGCCCUUUUGGUGGUUGUCAUCAUUUUCCUCUAUAGACGCUGCGAGACAGGUGAAGAUCACUGUCCUAUCAUCAAAUCGCAGAAGGAACCAUUGCAAUCAGAUGGACCAGACGAUUUCUAUUGUUCUAACGUCAAUGGUGUACCUGUAAAAAGCCCUGGUCGGAGUCAGACACCACCCAUGCCGAUUGCUCUUAAUACGUCAACGACGAUUCUUCUUCUGUAUUAUGCUGAUGACGAGAGUCACAAGAGGGCUGUGUUCUGCCUUGCCGACUUCCUUGAAGGCCAUUGCUCUAUGAAGGUAUUCCUACAUGACCGUUGCACAAAUGACAUCUCGAGUAAAGGCCAAGACAACUGGGUGGUUGAAAAGAUAAAAAUGGUGGACUGGAUUGUCAUUCUAAACUCGGAAGGUGCCUAUGAGCAGUACAAACUUAUCACCAAGCCAUGUCAACAAGAUUCGUACAUUCUGAGUGAUAUGUUCCUGUGUGCCAUAAAGAUGUUGGAUAGGUACACUGAUGUUUACAAACACAAGUUCAUCAGUGCAUAUUUCCCCUACACAAAUAAAAAGGAUCUUAUUCUACAAUUCACACCAAAGGGAAUUCACUACAAACUCAUGGAUGACCUUGAACAGUUUUUCCUACGUGUGAAUAAUUAUGAGAAAUAUAAUAAGAAUGAGGUAAUAGAUGCUGCGAUUGCCAACAGUAGGGAGUACUAUUUUACUGAACCUGGGCGACAACUGAGAGAGAUAAUGAACUGGAAGAUGAAACAUACCUCUGGUACAUCAGGCGAAGCUGAUGUUGAACAUCAAAACAACUUUGAUUCGGGAAUAGAAUCUGGAUUUAAAAAUCACCCUUUUGGCAAUUUCAAGGCAAAUGUCAAGAACCUGAAGCCUGAAGGCCUUUUCGAUCCUAACUGGGGAGAUGGAGAUGACGAUUCUUCCGGCAGCUUAAGAGAUCCUGAUUCUUUGUCCUGUGGUUCCAUUGGAAGUGCUGGGAGAGCCGAAUUUGACAAGUUUUAUCGAGACUGCCCAGUGAAUGGAUUGUAUACUGAUUACCAAGGAAUGACCAGGCCUAAUUACCAACAGGAAGCCAAUGAUAUUGAUGUUAGCAGCAUAGUCCCGAUGGAUAUAUGAGACUACACUCAUGUGUGAUGUAGCUUGGAGUGCUCUGUCGAAGGGACAACAAGUGACAUUCAUUCUCCACAAUAUUCAAGUGUAUUUUCUUUGACAUUAUUGGCUUCCAUGUUGCGACGUCACUGAACUAUGGGCAUAUUGUAAUUGGAAUGAGAGACAGCCUUGGUGUCGUACUCACUAUGCAGGAAGCAUUUAAAACCUAGAGUCCUAUGCAGUCCAAUUUUUCAUCCUAAUCGUCCCAGACAACAGGAGGAGUCCUGUCCACUGAGUCGGGAGUGUUUUCAAACCAUAUAUCAAGCUUUCACUUGACAAGAGGCCCUAUAAAUAUUAUAGGGUAGUAAACAAAUCCCCUGCUCUCGGUCAUGGAGGUCAAUCAUUCAAGCAGGGAUGGAAUUUUAGACCGGCCUGCCCCAUCCCACUUCGUCAGCCUCGGCGGACUAGGAUGGAAUAUUAACGUCAUCAAAUAAUUCUAGUUUCGUUCAUGUACAAGAAAAAUGGAUAGGUCGCAGGAAGAUAUAAACAUCUACAUGUAGAAUUAUUUAUAGCUUUGCCUUAUAUGUUGGUAUAACGUUCGCCAGUUUUUAGCUCACCUCUUAGCAGAGGUGAGCUUAUCCCAUACCGUGGCGUCCGUCGUCCGUCGUCGUCGUCGUCGUCGUCGUCGUCGUCGUCGUCGUCCGUCGUCCGUUAGCAGGGCACGUUUCGUAACUGUUAGAGCUAUUGAGUUGAAACUUGGUACACAUGUACCCUUAUGUAAUGACACCUUGGAGACCAAGUUUCGGUCCGAUUCGUUUCAUGGUUUGGCCACCAGGGGGCCAAACGUUAAAAGUGAAAAUAUGCAAUAUCUCCCUUAAUAGUAGUCGGGAAAAAAUAUGGUAGGUACUUCUAGCAAAGGUGCAUCAUAUAUCCUCCGGGUUUUUGAUUUGCCCUCCUUUUCAAGGUUAACAGAGGUCAAAUAGUGUAAAUUGGCCGUUAGGAUGUAACGAUGGCACGUUUCUAAACUGCAAUGACUAUUGAUCCCAAAUUUGGUACACAUUUACCCCUUAGUCAGGUAAUCUCAGGGACCGAAGUUUGGUCCAAUAUGAUUCACCACUUGACCACCAGGGGGCAAAAUCCAAAAACCUUAAAAAUUUGAUUAUUCCUUAACUUCUUGCCCGAUUGCCACCAAUUUGAUAUCAUGGGUACAUCUAACCGCCAUACAAUAUAUGUCACACAGGUUUUUAAUUUGACCUUCUUGUCAAGGUCACAGAGGUCAAAUGGCGUAAAUUGGCCGUCAGGCCGUAACUAUGGCACGUUUCUUAACUGCAAUGACUAUUGAUCACAAAUUAAGUACACAUGUACCCCUUGGUCAGGUGGUCUCAGGUACCGAAGUUUGGUGCGAUCUGAUUUGCCGUUUGGCCUCCAGGGAGGGGGCCAAAUCGUAAAUUCUUCAAAAUGCCAUUAUUCCUAGUAUUACUUGCCUGAUUGGCACCAAUUUUAUAUCAUAGGUACAUCUAAUUCUAACAACCAUUCAAUGUGUCACCCGGGUCUUCUUUGAUUUGACCUACUUUUCAAGGUCACAGAGGUCGAAUGUACUGUAAAUUGGCCAUUUUGGGGAAAUUGUAAUUGCUUGGACCUACAUCAAACCUAACACUACAUGACACAAUACCAUGCUCUUUAUCCAUCUUUCCUCCACAUGAGGUGAGCACAAUGGCCCUGGCCAUUUCAUUUAAUCUGACCCAAGAAAAGUUUCUUGCCAGUAGAUGUGCACUUUACUGAUUAAAAACCAGGUAUAAUAGUUUUAAAUGUCCUUAGAUAGAUUGUCCUUAGGAUAAACAAAAUCUAUAAUGCACUUUUAAUUUCUGAGGCAUUGAUAACCAUUGAUCUUUAAAGAGCCAAACCUUACUCCAUCGCCAUAAAAUAGGAAAUGAUACUUUUUACAGGGGACAUUUAAGACUGCUACACCUGUAUUAUAUAUUUCACCUAAGAUAGCUUAUAUUACAGGUAUUAUAUUAUAGGUAUUAGUAUUAGUUAUGAAUAUAGCGCUGGAGGAAAAAUAACGAAAAUCUUUUUGAUACAAACACCAUUUUGAAAACGAUCCUGCUCUGGACCCAGUAGCUGAGGCGUUGGUGUCAAGUCCCAAGCUGCUACCUAUAGUGGAGAUACAUGUAACGCUCAUAGAUUAGCCAAAAGCUGGUGGUUGUCACGGUUGUCUCUAUCAACGAUUGAGCAACUAGAUCUGAGACUCUUGCAUGAAUAUUGCUAAGAGCCCAGUCCGUCCAUCUUAACAGGCCUGGGCCUUUCAUGUGAGGUCUGUUGUUGUCUAUCCUGCUGGACAGGAAAGAUGAAUAUUGUGUUAUGGUCUCUUCAAUGUUACAUGAUCUCAGUGCUGUUAUUUCUUAGAUUUAGAGGAGGUAUUUCUUAAAGCACUUUUAAUGAUAAUCCCAUGGUUCUGGUAUGGUGGUUCUUGGAAUAAUUUACACACAUUCAACGGACAGGUUGUCUUUAUAAUUUUCGAAGACGGUAUUCUACUAACGUAGGUCAGAUGAACCUACACUGAGCUGUAAGUACAUGUAGAAAAGAUCUCUCGGAAGUAGUUCAGUACAAGAAGACUAGCGAUGUACAAUGUAUUCCACUCUGUUAUAUAUGUAUCAUAUAUGUGCACGGGAAAUAAACUAAUAUCUG
Molecule: messenger RNA, 5224 nt
Organism: Lineus longissimus
Lineage: Eukaryota; Metazoa; Nemertea; Pilidiophora; Heteronemertea; Lineidae
Exons: 12
Coding region: 344-2563 (739 amino acids)
Molecular function (GO): interleukin-17 receptor activity
Source: RefSeq, a predicted model, not a curated record